ACAGAUAAUCCGCGUUCCUAUUGUGUGCUGAUGACACGUACCCCUAUACGACCGAUGGUCCAGAAGAAAAUGGCGCUUUGCACUUCUCCCGGUCUUCUGCACGGUGAAAGUGGUUCCUGAUAACAAAAUCGACUCAAAGUGGACAGUAGUUUUGAGUGACGUCAAUAAUUUCGCAUCGAAAACGAACAUCGUUAUACGACGAUUUCAACUGUUAGGACUGGUAUAGGAAAGGAGCUACUGUGGACCAACCGUAAAGCAAGACCAGUUUGUGGUAUACAGGUGUUUAUUACAAGCGCGACGAAAGUGGAGAAAGUGACACACAAUGCCGAAGAUAAUACAUAUAGAUACGUACACACAGCUGACUAGACACACACUCUUGAACGAGCAGGAUUGAUCAUACAGCUGCUGUUUGGACAAGGGCCUGUUUUCGGCACAUCGCUCUCUUUCGAUCAGCAAGAUGGUACUACGAUCAAGUGUUAUCGAGGGCCUCAUCUUCCUACUCGUCAUCAUCUACAUGGCGAAGGUAUUGGUAGUGAUGACCUACCUUGAUUCAUCUAAGGAAGCUCUCAUGGGACCGCGUCAUUCAGCAGAGGUCUUCAAGGGCCAGGAGGGCGCCCUACAUGCCAACUCGAAAGUCCGAUCUAUUCUACAGGACAGCGCGAAGAUUGCUGAAACCCAUAAUGCUGAUACCUACAAUGCCGAGAUCCGACAUCCGGAAGAGAAAAAAGCCGAUCCCAAGGAUGGGGUUGGUCAACCGAAUCCAAUCAAAGUCGAGGUUGUAAUUGAGAAGGAAGAAAAAGAUAUCGACGACGAUAAAGAUGACGACGAGGCCAACGACUUUGCAGGGAUGAAUGCCGAAUUGUUUGCCAAUGUUCUCAAAACGCAGUAUGAUCACUCCUCCAAGUGCUCGGAAGAGAAUUUAUUUCUGAUACUGCUUAUCAAUUCCAAACCUGAGAACUUAGACUUCCGGAUCAUGAUCCGAGAAACGUGGGCAAAUGCCCCGGACGCUGAGACCCAAGGUGUUCUUGCAAUGUUUGUCUUAGGAAAGCCAAGAGAUCGACCAAGGUUAGAUGCCACAAUCUACGAGGAAAACGAUCGCUAUGAUGAUAUCAUCUUGGGGAACUUCUACGAUGAUUUCAGAAAUUCUUCCCUUCGAGCACUCACGGGUAUGAAGUGGGUGUCUUCACAUUGCUCCUCGGCAAAGUUUGUGUUUAUGGGGGACGACCAUAUCUACCUCAACAUGGGAAGGCUGGUGAAGUCUCUGAGAGCCCUGCAUGUUCAAGAAAAUGACAAGAGCAUGUGGCGUGGAAGAAUUAGGACUACAUCGAGAGCAAUACGCGACAGAAACAGCAGGUACUAUGUAUCAGAGCGCCUCUUCGAACGAUCCGUGUAUCCUCCAUUCUGUACCCUUGAAGCUGGUUUCGUUUUAUCGAUGUCUGCCGUUCACGAACUCUACCGAGAUUCAUUUGACAGGUCUAUAGUGCCAUUCGGUGACGUCUUCAUAGGAAUUGUUGCAGACGAAUUAAAGUGGAAAGUCGUAGAGGAUGGCCUUUUCAACUAUCGAGAAUACGAAACUGUCUGUGAACUCGGCAAGGUUUUUACUCUGAGAGGUAUGUCGACACCUGGUCAAAUAAAAAAUGCAUUUGACAAGAUAAGUAACGAGACCUUUUUGAGGGAAUGUCCAGACCCAGACCUAGACCUUGUGUUGACGGGGCUUGCUGACAACGAACCUUACUUAGACACUGUCCUAAAGAUGGUCCACGACCGUCCCAAAUUCUGCUACAAUGAUGAGGGUCAGGAAGAAAAGAUAUUUAUUCUGAAUUUAGUCAGUACCCUUCCUCGUCAUUUUGAGGCCCGUCAAGCGAUUCGGGAGACGUGGGGCAGUCAGAAUGAGAUACUUGGUGAGACCGUGAAGACAUUAUUCGUGAUGGGUCUAACCCAAAGGGAUACAGAGGAGAUCCAAAAGCAAGUCCAAGUGGAGGAUGACGCAAAUAGCGAUAUCAUCCAAGCAGAGUUUCAGGAAUCCUUUGGCAACCUCACCCUGAAGGUUGUCAUGGGGUUGAAAUGGGUGACCCAGAAUUGUGCUCACGCCACCUACAUCUACAAAGGAGACGACGACAUGUUUGUCAAUUUCCCGAACAUCAUCAAUCUUCUGAAGAAAGAGCGAAGCAGUGGCAGAGCCAUCAGCAAGUACUUCAUGGGAUCUGUGCUCUUCCGGAGCGUCAGGAUCACCCGCAAAGACUCCAAGUAUCAUGUGAACGACAAGUUCUACAGCGGUCGCUACUUCCCGCCAUAUUGUUCGGGUGGUGGAUACAUCAUAUCAACGGACGUGGUGCCUUCUAUGUACGAGCAGGCACUGAAGACUGCUUUCAUCCCCAUCGACGAUGCCUAUCAGGGUAUCUUGGCGAAGAAGGUUGGGGUGGUCCCCCGGUAUAACGGCGGGUUUAAGAACUGGGGAGAGAAGAGCGAUACAUGCUCGCUAAGAAGAGAAGAAUUGAUGACCAUUCAUGGGUUUAAGGACCCUAAUGCCAUGUAUGAGGUAUGGCGAAACUUUACAGACACCUCCGUCAAGUGUGGCGCCAAUCGUAGGUGACGAAGGAUCGCUUACCAAUCAAAGUUGUAUCAAGCACAACACAGAUAGGGUCCUAUUGAUUAAACUGACGAUAUCACAGCUAUUCCGCUUCCUAGACUUUUGUUUGAAUCUUUACAAUUAUUUUUAAUAAAGCAAUUCCUAGCAAAGAGAUGUAUCAUUUGUUACUUCAAUUUUCUUAUUUUUAGAACAACAUGUAUUUUCUUCAACCUGUAUAUUAAUGCUAUCUGCCUCUUUUCCAAAGAUGAAUGACACAUUUUUACAUGAGAUGAGGCCAUUUUAUUUUAAUUUAUUUUAAUUAUUUGCUAGAUCAAAGUGGAGGAAGUUAUUGUGCAAUACAGCGCCAUCAUGCGACAAAGUCCAACCAGUCUCUGAUAUUAAAGUUCUUGUUGAGAUGAUUAUAAGUGCUUAAAACUCAAAUUUCUAUACCAUGUACAAUGCUAUUUUGUGUUUAUGGUGUUUCCCAUGUACACAUUUAAAAAGAAAGCUUGGUAUGAUUCAUUUCAACUGAGAUUGGCCUUUAUUACGAAUUUUAAGGAGUCAAUUAUCUAUACAUAAAUACACCUUUUUGGUUGAGUUAAAGAUGCUCGUCACUAUAUAGCCUUUAUUUAUCUGAUGGAUCAUUAAUGCUGGAGAGUAGGCUGAAAAUAGUUUUAUUUUUAUGUGCCACAUCGUUUUCAUGGUUUGAAAUUUUAAAAAAUCAUCCUAGGAUGUCAUUUAUAUCUUAUCACUGAAUGAAAGUGAAGAAUGGAAAGCGAAAAAUCACCUGAAAAUAGUCCACAUUUAAAUGCGAUACGAGGUCCCAAUCCUUUUGAUGAGUAAUAGGAAAGUUUGUUGGCAUAUUCCAGGAUUUUAUCUCUACACGAUGUCAAAUCCUGUAUUUCUAGUCGCAGAUUUUUUGUAGAUGUAUUUUUCUAAUAUUUUGGAAAAUAUGUAUAUAUUACCUGGCCUUGGGAAUGGGUGUGACAC
Strongylocentrotus purpuratus (purple sea urchin) is the source of this 3559-nucleotide messenger RNA. RefSeq lists its product as uncharacterized. Bases 458 to 2593 code for a protein of 711 amino acids. NCBI's taxonomy places the organism in Eukaryota, Metazoa, Echinodermata, Echinoidea, Camarodonta, Strongylocentrotidae. The record is from RefSeq and is a predicted model, not a curated record. Gene Ontology annotation, molecular function: hexosyltransferase activity. The transcript is spliced from 2 exons. Gene Ontology annotation, cellular component: membrane.